GGGGAGAAAAGCACAUUAGCGCGAUGAUGUCCUGCAAAUCACGCAGAAACUAAAUCAAGUUUGAGACUUUCCACGGAGUUUGGAAGGGGAAGGAGGCGCAGCGGCUGCGCGCCAUGACGGACGACAAGAGACUCCCGGCAGGAGUUUGUGGAAAGACGACAUGUGAGCCGCACACGUGCUAGGAUGGCCUCUCGUCGCACUUGCACCUGUGCGGGAUGGCAGCGUUUCACCAUCACCUCCACCUUCACCAUCACCUCCACCAUCUUCCACACCUGCGGAGGCUUUUCCACCGGCUCACCAUCGCGUCCUCUCUGAGCAUCGUGUGCUUCUCGCUGGUCUAUCUGCUCACCGGGGGCCGCCAGUCCGGUCUGGUGGGGAACUCGGACGUCAAGCAGCCUCCUGCGGGCUUCUUAUUCGCGCUGUACGAGAGGAACGGGAGCGGGGCUUCCAGGGAGGGCUCCGUCAUCGGCGCCACCGGCCAUGCCGGGCUGGAGGCGAACAUGUCGGGGAAGGAAUGGACCGCCAGCCGGAGGUUACCGCAUGCUCUGAUCAUCGGGGUGAAAAAGGGAGGAACCAGAGCUUUGCUGGAGUUUCUGAGGCUGCAUCCUGACAUUCGAGCUCUUGGGUCCGAACCUCACUUCUUUGACCGGCAUUACGCACGAGGACUGGACUGGUACCGGAGUAUGAUGCCCAAAGCGCUGGAUGGCCAGAUAGUAAUGGAGAAGACGCCUCGCUACUUUGUUACCGUGGAAACCCCUGCACGAGUUCACGCGAUGUCACAAGACGUAAAGCUGAUUGUGGUUGUGCGGGACCCUGUGACCCGAGCGAUAUCAGACUACACGCAGAUCAUCUCAAAGACUCCAGACAUCCCUCCUUUCCAGAACCUCGCUUUCAAGAACCGCACAAUUGGUCAGAUUGAUGCUCAGUGGAGCCCUCUAUGGAUCGGCUUGUACGCCCAGCAUCUGGAGCGCUGGCUGACCUGGUUCCCCCGGAGCCAGGUCCAUCUAGUAAGUGGGGAAAGGCUCAUCUCAGACCCCGCUGGGGAAGUGGGGAAAGUCCAGGACUUUCUGGGCCUCCAGAGGAUUAUCACAGACAAACACUUCUACUUCAACAAAACUAAAGGCUUCCCGUGUCUGAAGAAGCCAGAGGGGAGCAGUAAACCUCACUGCCUGGGGAAGACUAAAGGGAGAACGCACGCCUCCAUUGACCAAGAGUUGAUGCAGACAUUGAGGGAUUUUUACAAGCCGCACAACCAGCGCUUUUAUCAGAUGGCAGGACAGGAUUUUGGAUGGCAGUGAGGACAUCAAAUAUAUGAUUGUUACCAGAAACGUCCGUCAUUGUUUGAGACACAUCAGUAAAGGACAUUGUCAAAAAGACUUGUUGGCCGAAGUAACCAAUUGGCUUUUCCACUAGCAAAUUAGAUACCACUAGGUAUUAUUUGUAGUGAAUGGUUAGCCAACUACUGCUGGUUUAGUACAUGGUCAUUGUAGCAUGAGGAUACAUGACUAGAAAUGACAAACACCUAAGGUCGCUGUCUGUUAACACAGGACGCUUCAGUACGACACUGCAAAAUCACCACUUUGUUGAUUUUCCCAGUUUUUGUGGUUGCUGUAAUUAUCUUCUUAAAUGGCAUACAUCUCCUUACAUUGAGACACAUAGCCACAAGUGACCCACGUUCCCCUCUAGCACCAUUGUUUGGUUAUGUGGCUGGUUCCAACUGAUGCAUUCAAGGCGAUAAGUAGAGCUGAACCAAUACGGAAUUUGAAAAUAGGUAUUACACUUAGUCGUAACACUUACUGGAAGUCGAUAAAAUCGUACUGAAAUCGAUGACUGAAAAACAUUUAGUUGGUCAGAGGUCACUGAUGUUGGAUCUGACAUAGGGCCUGAUUUAUAACCUGUAGUCCACCCCAAAGGUUUGGUUGAGAUCAAUGGUAAAUGGUAAAUGGGUUGUACUUGUAUAGCGCUUUUCUACCUUCAAGGUACUCAAAGCGCUUUGACACUAUUUCUACAUUCACCCAUUCACACACACAUUUACAAACUGAUGGUGGGAGCUGCCAUGCAAGGCAUUAACCACGACCCAUCAGGAGCAAGGGUGAAGUGGACACAGCUCAAGGACACAACGGAUGUGACUAGGUUGGUAGAAGCUGGGGAUUGAACCAGGAACCUUCAGGUUGCUGGCACGGCCACGCUCCCAACCGGGCCCUGACGUGCCCAGGGAGAUCAGGGCUCGGUUUUGGUUCUUAUAUACCAAUGCCUUCCAACCAUGCCUAAACCAGUCAUGCGUAACAAAGAAGGGCCUUCCCCAAACCACAAAAAUGCACAAAAACUUAUGAGCAUUGAACUGACCCUGGUAAGAUGGGGAAGUAAGAGAGUAAUUGAUUAAGGAAUCAGUCAAGUGUGACAGUUAGUGAUGGGUUCGAUCCCUGAUGGAGGAACAGUGGGGUCUUUAUUUGGUGCUCAGAUAAAAUAAGUCUAACAAAGAGCGACAGCGCAAGGGAUAAGUGCUGCAAAAUGACUAGGAAGUUAAAUCAAAGUUAAAGGCAAAAAGGAACAACAAGGCAUAUGCGGUAGAAAACAAAACAAUACAAAGUAUUUACUAUAGACAGGUGAAAAAAGUGAAUUUCAAAAGCAUGGUCCAUGACUGCUGCAACUCUCUCAGCGCUAUAUAGGAAGCAGAGUAACGGUGCAGUUAUUCUGCUGGUGUGUCUCGUUGUCACCAGAAAUCAGGACACCUGGGGAGGAAACGCCAGGCAGAACGCGUGGGAGAAAACGACGCAACAGAAAAAAGCCAGGAAACAGAAAUAUGGAAUGUUUAAGGUGUUUCAAAACAUUUUUUCUAUAUUACCAUUUGUUUAUUUAUCAGUUCUUUAAAGACAAAAUGGUGCUUGUGGAAACAGCAACACUCAGGGCCUGAUCUACUAAAGGUUUGCAUGUAUUAAAACAUGUGCAAACUUGAUAGCACAUGCAAAGCUGCUUUACUAAGCUUGUGCGCAGAGGAUUGCGUUUCCUAAAAUAACGAGUGCCAUUCAUUUAGUGUGUCUGUCUUCAUGAAUAUGCAGAAUAUAUUCUGAUUGUUAGAGGAGUGGAUACAAAUAUGAUCGUUAAGCCCUUGCAAUGUGAUUUAGCAAAGCUAAAACUGUUUUGUGGUCGCUGUUUUACAUCUAUAUUUAGCACUUUUGAAAUGUGCAUGCUAACUGGCCCAGUUAUGCACAAAUGUCUGUUAAGAAAGGAGGCGAUCGCGCUGCAAAGACAGACUAUGUUAAAGGGGAACUGCGCUUUUUUGGGAAUUUUGCCUAUCGCUCACAAUCAUUAUGAAAGACAUGACGAUGGAUGGAUUUUUUUGAAUGCAUUCUAAAUAUCAAAUAAAUUAAAUCAAUAGUCUGCUUCCAAUGGAGUCUAUAGAGACCCUAAAAAACAUCCAAACACCUCCAUUGAGUUUUGUAUACACAAUUUAAAUAUAUGUGUAAUGUAAUAACAGACACAUUUAUAAUAACAUUUAAUAUUUACUUAUUUUGAUCAUUUUAAGCACACGCGGCGGAUUAAUUUCAAAAACGCAUCACAUUUGCUUUUUUUUUUUCUUCAUCACUGAUUUACAUUUAUUUAAUAUUUCGAAUGCAUAAAAAAAUUAUCAAUCCGUCGUCAUGUCUCUCAUAAUGAUUAUGAACGAUAGGCCAAAAAAAAAAAAAAAAAAAAGUGCAGUUCCCCUUUAAAAUAAUUCUCCAUCCUACGUGUGUAUCAACAUACUUGGUCCAUCACAAAUAAAAAAUAUUACAAAUAUUGUCUAUUCAGCAAUAUCAUUUUGUAAUUUUAUAAAUGGUAGAUGACUUAAAUGGCGGGUUAAAACAAGUUCAAUUGAUUUGUUUUGGUGUCUGCUGGCGUUUUCUUAAAAUGGCGUUUAUUCAUUACUGAAAAAUCUUAUUGUAACAUGUAUUUUCUUGCAUCUGGAUGAUUCCAGAUGCACCAUCACAACACCGGAGCGCCCCCUAGAAUGCACUUUUGGUGUGCUACAAAUAGGUUUUGUUGUCAAGAUUGCACUUCAGUAUUGCCCAGAAAAGGAGACGCACAUUAUAUUUGUGUGCUGCAUGUUCAACAACAUAACAAAACAGCACAGGUUGGCCAUAUAAUGCCAUGAAUAUUGAGGGAAAUGAGUGUCUCCAUGGAGACAGCAGGUAGUACACCCAAAAUCUUUUUUUACCGAAUUUUCCGGACAAUAGAGUGCACCAUUAUAUAUGGUGCACCCAAUAAAAUUUCAGUAGAAAAAUAUAUGUUUCCAUAUGUUAGCCGCACCGGGCUAUAAGUCACAGAUAUUAAUGUUAUGAUAUGAGUUAUUUACACAGAAGAUUUUGUAAAUGUUUAUUUACAUACCCUAUUUUUCGGACUAUAAGUCGCAGUUUUUUUCAUAGUUUGGCCGGGGGUGCGACUUAUACUCAGGAGCGACUUAUGUGUGAAAUUAUUAACACAUUACCGUAAAAUAUCAAAUAAUAUUAUUUAGCUCAUUCACGUAAGAGACUAGACGUAUAAGAUUUCAUGGGAUUUAGCGAUUAGGAGUGACAGAUUGUUUGGUAAAUGUAUAGCAUGUUCUAUACCAGGCACGUUCUCAGUUGGUUAUUUAUGCGUCAUAUAACGUACACUUAUUCAGCCUGUUGUUCACUAUUCUUUAUUUAUUUUAAAUUGCCUUUCAAAUGUCUAUUCUUGGUGUUGGGUUUUAUCAAAUAAAUGUCCCCAAAAAAUGCGACUUAUACUCCAGUGCGACUUAUAUAUGUUUUUUUCCUUCUUUAUUAUGCAUUUUCGGCCGGUGCGACUUAUACUCCAGAGCGACUUAUACUCUGAAAAAUACGGUACCUUAAUUCUUUCUAAACUGUACCUGUAACGCAGCAGUAAAAUGGAUGAUCAAACAAAAUAGAAGUCAUCAUUAUGGAUCCACUCGCUACUGAAGCUAGCUCUCCAAUCAUUUAAACAGACUCAAUAACUCCACAAUAAUGUUUUGGUGAAUUAACUGAAGAAUUGGAAGCUGAAACAAUACAAAAAAAAUGUCAUCGUAAGUUAAUAAUACUAACAAAGACGCUUGCAAACGUGUUUGCAUAUCAGCUAACAACGCAAGCUUAAUUACUUAACAAUAGCACAUACAAAUAUUCAUGAAAAUACUAUUAUAAACAUGUGACGGUUUAAUAAGUAUGAAUUUGUUUUAGCUAUAUUAUAAAACGUACAAUCGUUGCUUGGAGUGAUGAAUGAAAAACCACACGAGUAAAAAUGCUAUGGAAGACAAGUAGACGGAAAGACACUUCCGGUUCAAGGCAAGAAACAGAAGGAAAUACUGUAGUGAGCGUAGUAAGUGCAGUGAGCGAACUUGUCCAAAGGAUGGCACCAUAGCACAAACAAUAACACACCAUUUCAAUGUCUCUGUGGGUGUUUUAAGAAAACUAUUUAUUAAUAAACACAACACAUUACGGUCGUUAUCGAAGAAAAAUCCAUCAAUCAGCCGCAUCGUUUUGUAAGCCGCAGGGUUCAAAGCGUAGGACAUAUGAUAAAUAGGGUGGUCUGCACCAUGUUUGCACUUGUUGUCAAUUGUGCAUGAAGUCUUAGUAUCUCACCCGCAUCACACUAAUAGUACACGCAAUUUAGUUCUUGGCUCUCAGUAGAUCAGGCCCUACUGGCUUUUACAGUAGUAGAAUCAAAUGAUCCAGAGAAACGCACAUUCAUUUCAGUUCAUUUCCACCUAUUAGUUUCUUCCUCCUCUCUAAGUUAAUCAAUGCGUCGGCCGUGAGUGACGUUCCCCAAGUAUUGUUCCCGAAAAAGGGAUGAAUCUUUUAUGUGGCCAACGGCAGAGAGAAUCUUUAAAUGAGCUCAGAUUUGACUGAGUGGUUUUGUAUUCGUCAAUAAUGAAUGUGGCUAAAUGGAUGUAGGUGUUCGUAAGUGGUGUGUAUCACUUGGCCCUUAGCACACGUUGCUGGACUCUACGUGUCUGCCGGGGCCUGGCUCCGCACAUUUCAGUCAACCAGAAGGUCAAAUGGUGUAACGCGGCGUUCAGAACCACACGGGAUCAAGCAUCAAGUAUUUCUCUGGACGGUGGCCGCUUUCAGGCUUUGGGAGGCCUGCUUACAGGGUUUUCUUUUUGCAUGUAUUUGCACUAGUUUUGAAAACAAAAAUAAAAGUAUUUUCAAGCAAAAUAAACUGUCCUGUUUCUUUCAACUCUACAAAAUACUUGUCAUUUGCAACGUUUGGACUAGAUAGAUAGAUAGAUAGAUUGAUAGUACUUUAUUGAUUCCUUCAGGAGAGUUCCCUCAGGAAAAUGUAAAAAUUAAAAAGACUAGACCAGAGGAGUCAAACUCAUUUUAGCGCAGGGGCUGCAUGGAGGAAAAUCUGUGCACACUCGGGCCGGACUAUUAAAAUCAUGGCAUUAAAACUAAAAAAUGAAGGCAACUUAAGAUUGUUUUAUUUGUCUUACUUUGGCCAAAAAUAGAACAAACACAUUCUGAAAAUAUUUCAAUAAAAAUAUAGAAAAAACUACCGGCAGCGGUAAAGUUUAGAUCAGGGGUGCUCACACUUUUUCUGCAGGCGAGCUACUUUUCAAUUGAUCAAG
This is a messenger RNA of Nerophis lumbriciformis (worm pipefish), 6580 nucleotides long. It is a transcript of the gene hs3st3l, whose product is annotated as heparan sulfate (glucosamine) 3-O-sulfotransferase 3-like. Gene Ontology annotation, molecular function: [heparan sulfate]-glucosamine 3-sulfotransferase activity. The record is from RefSeq and is a predicted model, not a curated record. NCBI's taxonomy places the organism in Eukaryota, Metazoa, Chordata, Actinopteri, Syngnathiformes, Syngnathidae.